GUCCAAGUACAUGUCAACAUCCACUAAUGUCUAGAUAUUUUAUGCUACAUAUAUUCUCAUACAUACUAUGCAUUUCACAUAUCCAAGCAAUGCCUGGCCUCAAGCUUCUACGUUUUCUUUCAAUUAUUGUCCUCUUGAACAUCGCCGCCGGAUCAACACGCAUCAUGGCGUCACCUCCGGCAGUCAAAGGCGCUUAUUGGCCUUCAUGGUCUCAAACAUUUCCACCUUCUGUCAUAGACACAAGUUUGUUCACUCAUAUCUACUAUGCUUUUCUCUCGCCAAAUAAUGUCACUUUCAAGUUCGAAAUACCUGAUUCGACCGCGGCUCUCCUCCACAACUUUGCAACCACCCUUCACCGUAAAGAUCCGCCGGUGAAAACCCUAAUCUCUAUUGCCGGAGGAGGUGCUGAUCCUAAGCUGUUUGCUAGGAUGGCAUCAGAGGCAAAGUCACGUAAAGUGUUCAUAAAUUCAGCUAUUGAAGUAGCAAGAAGAUUUGGAUUUGAUGGGCUAGAUCUUGAUUGGGAGUUUCCUAAGGACCCAAAAGAGAUGCAAGACUUGGGCCAGUUGUUUGAAGAAUGGCGUAAUGUGAUCCAAACGGAGGCUAAAUCCACAAAAAAGCCUCCUUUAUUGCUCACGGCGGCCGUGUACUUCUCCGUCGAGUUCUUAUGGGCCGAGACGUACCGGAAGUUCCCGGUGGAGCCGAUGAAGAAAAACUUGGACUGGAUUAAUGUAAUGUGUUAUGAUUAUCAUGGUUCAUGGGACACUACAGCUACAGGGGCCCAAGCUUUAUUGUAUGAUCCAAAGAGUAAUAUAAGCACAAGCUAUGGGCUUAGGUCAUGGAUCAAGGCUGGAAUGCCGCCGCAGAUGGUGGUUAUGGGCCUGCCAUUGUAUGGGAGGACUUGGAAGCUGAAAGACCCGAAUGUAAACGGAAUCGGAGCACCGGCGGUCGGAGUUGGGCCCGGAGAAGAAGGUGUGUUGACAUAUUCCCAGGUGGAGAAGUUCAACAAGGAGAAUGGAGCAACAGUGGUAUAUGAUGUGGAAACAGUGUCUACAUAUUCAUAUGUUGGAACAUCAUGGAUUGGGUAUGAUGAUGAAUUGUCCACCACUACUAAAUUAGGGUUUGCUCAGGCCCUUGGGCUUCGUGGGUAUUUCUUUUGGGCCCUUAGUUUUGAUGCAGGCUGGAAAAUCUCAACCCAAGCUUCAAGGGCAUGGGCAAGUGAUGAAUGAUGUUGAAGAUUGGGAAAUGGAGAUAACUGCAAGUAUCAAAAAAAUUUAAAUCUCCCUUUUUUUAAAAAAAUAAUUGUGCAAGUUCAUAGAACUGAAUGGUGGCAAAUGAUUUAUAUGAUGGAAUUCAAUUUGUUUGAUAUUAGGGUUUAAUUAUUGUUUGUGUAUAGCUCACGAGAAUCUAAUAAAUGUUAGUAUAUUAGUA
Molecule: messenger RNA, 1428 nt
Organism: Manihot esculenta (cassava)
Lineage: Eukaryota; Viridiplantae; Streptophyta; Magnoliopsida; Malpighiales; Euphorbiaceae
Product: class V chitinase CHIT5b
Exons: 2
Coding region: 27-1226 (399 amino acids)
Biological process (GO): chitin catabolic process; carbohydrate metabolic process
Cellular component (GO): extracellular region
Molecular function (GO): chitin binding; chitinase activity
Source: RefSeq, a predicted model, not a curated record